AUGAAUGUCUUUAAGCAACUCCACAUCAACAUCCCAAUUGUUGAAGCCCUGUCUCAAAUAUCGAAGUAUGUAAAAUUCUUGAAGGACUUGCUCACCAAUAUAAGGAAAGUGGAAGAGAUUGAUAUAGUAGAUCUCAAUGUUACUUGCUCCAUUAUCUUGUAUAGAAGGCUACCAAAGAAGCUGAGAGAUCUUGGGAGCUUUGUGAUCCAAUGUAUGCUGGGUGAAGCCGUAGAAGAACAUGCGUUAGCAGAUUCUAGAGCUAGAAUCAAUGUGAUGCCAUGCACCAUUUAUUUGAAACUUGAGGUGAGAGAAUUAAGGCCGACAAGAAUGACUUUGCAUUUGGGCAAUAGAUCUGUGAGAAGACCACGGAGGUUUGUAGAAGACAUUCUGGUAAUAGUUGAGAAGCUUGUAUUCCCCAUAGACUUUGUGAUUGUAGACAUAGAUGAGGAUGUAGAGACCCCGCUUAUCCUUGAUAGUCCUUUUCAGAGCACUUCUGUGGAUCUCAUCAAUUGGAGAGAUGGAAAGAUGACCUUAAAGGUUGGGGAGAAAGAAGUGGUGUACAAACUCCCGAGCUUCAUGAAGCACUCCAUUGAUCAUGAUGAUGAAUGUUAUUUUGCACAUGAACCUGACUUGUUUAUUUUUGAUGUUGUGCAGGAUGUGUUCAUGGUGAACCUCCUCCAAAAGUACUACAAGGAAGAGCUUACUGAAGAAUCAAUGCAACCCCUUAGUCUACAUCCUACACAUGCCAAGAAAAAGGGUAAAUUGAGAAACGUGACAACCAAGAAGAUAUGA
Dioscorea cayenensis subsp. rotundata (Guinea yam) is the source of this 792-nucleotide messenger RNA. RefSeq lists its product as uncharacterized. The transcript has a single exon. Bases 1 to 792 code for a protein of 263 amino acids. NCBI's taxonomy places the organism in Eukaryota, Viridiplantae, Streptophyta, Magnoliopsida, Dioscoreales, Dioscoreaceae. The record is from RefSeq and is a predicted model, not a curated record.